UCAUAUUUCAAUAGUUUAUAUAAAACAUAAAGACUUUAGGUUAAAGAUGACAACCUAAAUAUAUUGUUUACUAAUAUCUACACUCAGAAAUGAAAUAAAUUGACAACCCAUCCACUAUUAGUGUCUCCAUUCUCACAUUUCCACUUAUCUUGCUCAUUCAACAUCGUUUCUUUCCUCUUUGCCAAGAAGAGCUCCACGAAUUCGAGGCACAUAAGAUACUUUGAUCGUAAUAGAAUGGCGAGUGAAGCACCGAGUUGGGCGGAUCAGUGGGGGAACGGAGGAAUUGGGGUGAUGGCAGCGAAGGACGAGACCACUGACGGUAAGAAAGACGCCUCCGGGAAGAAGUCCGGCAAGACCAAAGCAGGGUUUAACAGAGCUAAGAUGGUUGCAUUUAUCGGUGUGAAUUGGAUGAAAAAUCUUGUGCAUAGGAAGAAGAAGGACGCUACUUCUUCAUAAAUAAAUAAAUAAAUAAAAUAUGCUUUCUGUUUCUUUUUCUCCUUUGGAGUGUGUCAGUUUACUAUUACUUCAUUCUUUUUAAAAGAUGUGUUUGAGAUGGUGCAUCC
Brassica napus (rape) is the source of this 563-nucleotide messenger RNA. RefSeq lists its product as uncharacterized. The transcript has 2 exons. Bases 235 to 456 code for a protein of 73 amino acids. The record is from RefSeq and is a predicted model, not a curated record. NCBI's taxonomy places the organism in Eukaryota, Viridiplantae, Streptophyta, Magnoliopsida, Brassicales, Brassicaceae.